Messenger RNA from Benincasa hispida (wax gourd), 1722 nucleotides. RefSeq names its product Ras guanine nucleotide exchange factor K. Lineage: Eukaryota; Viridiplantae; Streptophyta; Magnoliopsida; Cucurbitales; Cucurbitaceae. The record is from RefSeq and is a predicted model, not a curated record.
GAGAAAGAAAAUAUUAGAGAAUUGGGUUGGCGGUAACCUUUGUCACAAGGCAGAACUCUGCACCUUCCUUUCUCUCCAUAUUCUUUCACUCUCCACUAUUUAAAAAAAGCUUCCCCUCUUCUUUUUUUGCUUUCUCACAUAAAUCUCACCACCAAUAUUCACUUUCCAAUUCUCAAUUUUUUUAACAAAAAAUCUCUCCUCCGUCAUGGACUCUGGCGAAUCAAACCUCCCUCUCCUCCUCCAACACUCAUACUGCAGAUCCAAAUCCCUAACCUCCGAUGAUCUUCGCAACUUCCGAAUCAGCCUCAAAUGGUGCGCUCUCGACCACUCCUCCGCCGCCGGAAAGUUCUUCUCCUACUUCACCUUCACUUUCCUGACCUUCGUCGUCCCUGGCGUGGCGAUCCUCGCCGUCCGAGAUCCGGCCGACGAUCCGAUCUCGUUCAAUAAACUGGUUCAGGUUCCGGAAUCCGGACUGGCGGCGGUCGGAUUCUUGAGCCUGUGCCGAUUCUUCCGGCGGUACGGACUCCGGCAGCUUCUGUUCUUGGAGGGAUUGCAAGAAGAUUCAGUGUAUGUGCAGAAAGGUUAUGCGCGUGAACUGGAGAAGUGGUUCCGUUGCGUUGCGUACAUUCUUUUUCCGUCGUUCUUCGUUGAGUUGGCCCACAAGAUCAUAUUCUUCUCCACCGUCAAGAUUUCAUUUCCGAUGAACAAGGCAGGGUUUCCAGUGAACUCGAUUUUAUUCAUAUUCGUGUUGGGAUCGUGGAUGUACCGAACUGGGGUGUUUUUGCUCGUUUGUGUAUUGUUCCGGCUCACAUGCGAGUUGCAAAUUCUUAGGCUACAAGGGGUUCACAAGCUGUUCGAAACGAGCAGCGGUUCGGGAUCGGAUGUGGUGGUGAUCUUCAACGAACAUUUGAGGAUCAGAAAACAGUUAUCGGUUACGAGCCAUCGGUACCGAUUCUUCAUAAUUGUGUGCCUGCUCGUUAUUACAGUUAGCCAGUUUGUUGCAUUGCUCUUGGUUUUAGCCUCUAAAACUGACAAAAAUUUCUUCAAUUCUGGCGACGUUGUGGUUUGCUCGGCAGUUCAAUUAUGCGGAUUCUUCUUGUGCCUAUUUGGAGCUGCAAGAAUUACUCACAGAGCACAAGGAAUCGCUUCGGUUGCAACCCGAUGGCACAUGCUAGUCACCUCCGCUGCCACUGGAUCCAACCCGACCAAAUCUCUGCCAUUGCCACCAUCCGUCGACGAUAAAAAAGACAACAAUAAUAACAGUAACAGUGACGACGACAACGACACCGAUUCAGAUUCAUCAUCGGAUGUUUUGAUUUCAGUGAACACACAAGAACCUUCUUCCUUCCAAAUCAGACAGGCUUUAGUGUCAUAUUUGCAACACAACAAUGGAGGAAUUACACUGUUUGGAUAUGCAUUAGAUCGAGGAUUGCUUCAUACACUCUUCGCAUUCGAAUUUUCUCUAGUUAUGUGGAUUUUGAGUAAGGUUGUCGUAUUAUCUUAAACCAAAAAACCUAAUCAAACUUUUAACAAAAACUUGCAUUUUUAGGUCAAGUAAUUUUAUAAGAAAUAUUGUAUUGUCAUAAGUGGAUAAAAGAUUCAUUAUUACUCUAAACAGCCAUGUUUCAUCUCUCAUAGUGGAAUUGUGGUAGUAUGCGUUGUUAUUUAAAAAUAGAUUUAAGAAAAAUAUUAUUUUAGUUCUAGCAUUUGAAAACUCUGUCA